Messenger RNA from Rotaria sp. Silwood1, 417 nucleotides. Lineage: Eukaryota; Metazoa; Rotifera; Eurotatoria; Philodinida; Philodinidae. The record is from the annotation of a GenBank genome assembly.
AUGGCGUAUGCAUCGCAACCAAAUGAUAUGAAAAUGCCACCACCAUACCAACCAAGUGAUUCAACAAAUCCUGGAAUGUCAUAUCAGCAACAAGCACCUUUUACAGGACGAGCAGCAAACUAUGGUAUACCACCACCUAUUCCGGUGUACGCUCAAACGACAACAAUUAUUCGCCCUUAUGGAACAUUGUUAGGCCAUUAUCCUCAACAAAUACAGUGUCCAUCAUGUCAACAACAAGUUGUAACAAGAGUUAACUAUGAACCUGGUGGUGGUACAUGGCUCAUUGCAUUGCUUAUUUGUUUGUUUGGUGGUUUUCUUGGCUGUUGUCUCAUUCCCUUCUGUGUUCCAGCAUGCCAAGAUGCUGUGCAUAUAUGUCCAUUAUGUAAUGCACAUAUUGGUCGACGAAAUGUUUUUUAG